Molecule: messenger RNA, 1407 nt
Organism: Malania oleifera
Lineage: Eukaryota; Viridiplantae; Streptophyta; Magnoliopsida; Santalales; Ximeniaceae
Exons: 3
Coding region: 1-1407 (468 amino acids)
Source: RefSeq, a predicted model, not a curated record
AUGAGGUUCCUUAUGGGAUUGAAUGAAAAUUUUGAAACCAUUAGGACUCAAAUUCUAAUGUAUGAGCCUCUCCCUUCAAUUAACAAGGUUUAUGCAUUAGUCCUUCAAGAAGAGUCUUACAAGAAUGCUGGACAUGGAGGAUCCUAUAUUGCUAAACCUGAUACUGUGGCAAUGUAUGCAAACUCAAAGGGAAACAGCUCUGGUAAUUCAAGAUGGAACAAAGGAAACAACAAAAAAGAGAGACCUAUGUGCACUCAUUGUAACAUGUUUGGGCAUACUAUUGAUAAGUGUUUCAAGUUACACGGAUACCCACCUGGUUACAAGCUAAAAGGGAGAUCAAGUGCAAAUCAAGUUUCUUGCACUCAAGGAACUAUAAUUGAGAAUUCUUCCCAAAGUCAGAUUCAAUGUCCUAUCACCAAGGCUCAAUGUGAGCAGUUGUUGGCUUUUCUCAAUACAAGAUCAACUCCUAGUAACAAUCAUCAUGUUGCUAAUGUAAGUGUUGGUAAUGGUUUGUUUGGAUUGAUCUCUAGAUCUGCUAGUGUUCAUGGUGUUGCUGUUGUGACAGACAAUUCUUCCCAGCCUCAAGCACAUAAUAACUACCUUGAAAUCAUGUCAGGUUUUAUGUCUAAUCUUUUCUUUACUCCCAAUUUGACACACUCUAUUUUCUCAACCAAAUUGGUUAAUAGAACUUGUUUUGGAUCCACUAACUGGGUCAUAGACACAGGGGCUACUAACCACAUGGUAGAUUCAAUUACUUGUUUCACACAUAUCACAGCCACUUUGAAUACUCAUGUGAAUCUACCCAAUGGUGAAAUUGCUUUGGUCACACACAUUGGGACUGUCCAAAUCACUGAAACCCUUAUCUUGUACAAUGACCUUGCUCAUUGGAGCACGAUUGGUCUGGGUAAAGAGUGCAAUGGGCUCUACCUUCUGAAAGAAAGCAAGUCUAAGUUUACUGCUAGAGCUAGGAAGUGUGUGUUUCUAGGAUAUCCUUUUGGUGUGAAAGGUUACAAAGUCCUAAAUAUAUCUACACGUACUGUUUUCAUGUCCAGAGAUGUGGUGUUUCAUGAAGAAAUUUUCCCUUUUGCUGGUGAUAAUGAAUCAAUUUUAGAUCUUUUUCCUUUUAGUUCUGAAGUUGAUGACCUUGCCAAUUCCAGUUUAGGUAAUGACUCAUUUGUUACUCCUAUGUGCAUUCCUGAAAAUCAUAUUCCUUGUUCAACUCCAAUUAAUGAUUCUGUUUCAGUUGAGGUUCCAUCUUCUAAUUCUAAUAAUUCUUCUUCUUUUGUCAUUCCUAUUGUUACUUCCCCUGAUAUUCAUGAUUCUACUGAUUCUUUGAUUCCUUCUUUACCCGAACAUACAGUUCCUAGAAUUGUCCCAACAACACCAGUUUCUACAACAGCAGCAUAA